AAUAAAGUUCUCAAGCUACAUGUCUUCACUGCAAUCUCAAGAAAUCCAAUAGAUAAUUGUGAACUGGGAUGCUCUUCUAUUUUCCCAAAUACAGAGCAACCAAUAAUUAGAAAUGGAUAGAGCCACAAAAUCUCUUCCCAAAAGAUACGUGUGUGGCUACAAAUUUUCUAAGCAAACAAACCAAACCCAACCAACCAUAUGCUUUUUCAGCCUUUCUGGGAAAAACCUGUUCUUUUCUUUCUGGAUCACCCAGAAAUUAAGUAUACUGUUACAUGAGGUAAAUAGUAUGAACAAAACCUACUCCUACUAAGCUCUGUCUCAUGCACUUUGUGCCAUUGCAUUGAUAUCUCUGAGGUGUUCAUUUAGUCCCAUUUGUUUUCUUUGCACCACAAUUGUAUUGAUUUCAUGGUGGUUUUAAGCCUUCAACCUGUCCAAUUUACUACCCCUAAACAACUCUCAUAUUGUAAAACCAGCACCACUGGUUAUAGUACUAGUGUUCGAUGUGGGAUUGCAGAGCCAUCAGGAGUUCCAGCUCCUAUGGGGCAAAAGACCAAAUACAAUGAUGGAUUUUUUGAGAAAGCAUUCAUGACACUCUUCGCUCGCAAAAUGAAGAGGUUUGUAGCUCCAGUGAAAUCCAAGACUGAGAUUGAGGAAAAGAAAUGGUGGGAAUAUGACUAUGAGAGUUUUGUGGACGUAUCCAAGAGAGUUAUGCAGGGAAGGUCUCGCAUUCAGCAGCAACAAGUGGUUAGGGAGGUCUUGUUAUCUAUGCUACCUCCAGGUGCGCCUGCUCAGUUUAGGAAAUUAUUUCCACCAACAAAGUGGGCUGCAGAGUUCAAUGCUGCAUUAACAGUGCCUUUCUUCCACUGGUUAGUUGGGCCUUCUGAGGUUAUAGAAGUUGAGGUAGAAGGAGUGAAGCAAAGAAGUGGAGUUCGUAUAAAGAAAUGCAGGUACCUGGAGAACAGCGGCUGCGUUGGAAUGUGUGUGAAUAUGUGCAAGUUUCCUACUCAAGAUUUUUUCACCAAUGAAUUUGGGCUUCCAUUAACCAUGAUUCCAAAUUUUGAAGAUAUGAGUUGUGAUAUGGUGUACGGCCAAGUUCCACCACCGUUUGAAGAGGAUCCAGUGUCCAAACAACCCUGUUUUACUGAUAUAUGCUCCAUUGCAAAUCCCAGCGCCACUGUCUGUCCAAAGUUACAAGCUUGAAAGAUACUCUUCCUUAAUUCAAUUAGAACAAAGUAGUUCAAGUACAUUGCAAGUCCGGUAUCCAAAUUAAUGUGACAGCCAUCUUACAGUUCAACUUCAGUACAUAUAUUUUACGCAUGUUGAACACGGCAAUGUGUGGAGUUACAUUAUGCUUAUUAGGCUCAAACUAUAUGUGUGAACUCAAGACAGAAGAGAAUUUGUUUGUAAAAUACAGGGAUAAUAUAUUACUGUUUAUAUGCCCUCAUCGUUCAUAUAUACUUUGAUUUAUAGUUCAUUUGUACAAGAGUACUGAGGUAAACUUCCUCCCUAAA
This is a messenger RNA of Rosa chinensis, 1511 nucleotides long. RefSeq names its product beta-carotene isomerase D27, chloroplastic. Gene Ontology annotation, molecular function: iron ion binding. Bases 406 to 1200 code for a protein of 264 amino acids. The transcript is spliced from 6 exons. The record is from RefSeq and is a predicted model, not a curated record. Lineage: Eukaryota; Viridiplantae; Streptophyta; Magnoliopsida; Rosales; Rosaceae.